This is a messenger RNA of Phyllostomus hastatus (greater spear-nosed bat), 5661 nucleotides long. RefSeq names its product DExH-box helicase 34 (gene DHX34). The record is from RefSeq and is a predicted model, not a curated record. The transcript has 17 exons. Lineage: Eukaryota; Metazoa; Chordata; Mammalia; Chiroptera; Phyllostomidae. Gene Ontology annotation, biological process: nuclear-transcribed mRNA catabolic process, nonsense-mediated decay. Bases 320 to 3760 code for a protein of 1146 amino acids. Gene Ontology annotation, molecular function: ATP binding; RNA binding. Gene Ontology annotation, cellular component: intracellular anatomical structure.
GAAGCUCUAAAACCGGAAGUUCAAGUUUUCGUCUCGGUGUUGGAGGGCCUGGAAACCAGGGUGAACUCGUGUCCACCCCAGAGGUCGCUGCAGGAGCCCUGAGGAGUCUAUGUCACCAGCUUGACCCAGGCCCCUGGCCACUCACUCUGCCAUCGCCUGUGCCAUCCAUGAGGAGGAAACUUAGCUCUCUGAAGAGAAAAAGGCCCCUUAUUACAAGCACUGGCCCCUCCCUGCAGGAAGUGGGGAGUGAAUGAGAAUGUUUGGUCCCGGUGUUCAGAACUGAGGCCACUUUUGUGACUGUGUUGUGAAUAGGUCCAGCAUGCCUCCUCCCAGAACAAGGGAGGACCGGGGUCACCGGGACCGACCCCGGGCUCCGAGUGGAGAGGAGGCCCCAGAGAAGUGGGACUGGAGUUGUCCAGAGACCCGGAGUCUCUUUGAGGAUGCCUUCUUCCGGGAUGAGGAUUACAUCCGCCAGGGUUCUGAGGAAUGCCAGAAGUUCUGGACCUUCUUCGAACGUUUACAGAGGUUCCAGCAUCUCAAGACCACCAGGAAGGAGGAGAAAGACCCUGGGCAGCCCAAGCACAGCACCCCCGCACUGGCUGACCUCCCUCAGACUUACGACCCGCGGUACCGCAUCAACCUGUCUGUCCUUGGCCCUGACACUCGGGGCUCUCGGGGGCCGGGCAGGCGCCUGCCCCCAGAGAGAGUGUCCGAGUUCCGCCGAGCCCUGCUGCACUACCUGGAUUUUGGCCAGAAGCAGGCGUUUGGGCGGCUGGCCAAACUGCAGCGUGAGCGGGCGGCGCUGCCCAUUGCCCAGUACGGGCAGCGCAUCCUGAAGACACUGAAGGAGCAUCAGGUGGUGGUGGUGGCAGGUGACACGGGCUGUGGCAAGUCCACUCAGGUGCCCCAGUACCUGCUGGCUGCUGGCUUCAGUCACGUGGCGUGCACCCAGCCCCGGCGGAUCGCCUGCAUCUCACUGGCCAAGCGCGUGGGCUUUGAGAGCCUCAGUCAGUACGGCUCACAGGUCGGCUACCAGAUCCGCUUUGAGAGCACGCGCUCGGCGGCCACCAAGGUUGUGUUCCUGACGGUGGGGCUGCUCCUGAGGCAGAUCCAGCGGGAGCCCAGCCUGCCCCAGUACCAGGUCCUGAUCGUGGAUGAAGUCCACGAGCGCCACCUCCACAACGACUUCCUCCUGGGCGUCCUCCGGCGCCUGCUGCCCCAGCGGCCUGACCUCAAGGUCAUCCUCAUGUCAGCCACCAUCAACAUCUCGCUCUUCUCCAGCUACUUCGGCAAUGCCCCUGUGGUGCAGGUGCCCGGGAGGCUCUUCCCCAUCACGGUCGUGUACCAGCCGAUUGAGGCGGAGCCGACCGUGUCCAAGUCGGAGAAGCUGGACCCAAGGCCCUUCCUGAGGGUGCUCCAGGCCAUUGACAACAAGUACCCACCCGAGGAGCGGGGCGACCUCCUCGUCUUCCUCAGCGGCAUGGCGGAGAUCAGCGCCGUGCUCGAGGCUGCCCAGACCUACGCCAGCCACACCCAGCGCUGGGUGGUGCUGCCGCUGCACAGCGCCCUCUCGGUGGCCGACCAGGACAAGGUGUUUGAUGUGGCGCCCCCUGGAGUCCGGAAAUGCAUCCUCUCCACCAACAUUGCUGAGACCUCCGUCACCAUCGAUGGUAUCCGCUUUGUAGUAGAUUCGGGGAAGGUGAAGGAGAUGAGCUACGACCCCCAGGCCAAACUGCAGCGGCUGCAAGAGUUCUGGAUCAGCCAGGCCAGCGCCGAGCAGCGCAAGGGCCGCGCGGGCCGCACGGGGCCUGGCGUCUGCUUCCGCCUCUACGCUGAGUCGGACUACGACGCCUUUGCCCCCUACGCUGUCCCGGAGAUUCGAAGGGUAGCCCUGGACACACUGGUGCUACAGAUGAAGAGCAUGAGCGUGGGAGACCCCAGGACCUUCCCCUUCAUUGAGCCCCCACCACCAGCCAGCCUGGAAACGGCCAUCCGCUACCUCCGGGACCAGGGGGCCCUGGACAGCUCAGAGGCCCUCACCCCCAUCGGGUCCCUGCUGGCCCAGCUGCCUGUGGAUGUCGUGAUUGGGAAGAUGCUCAUCCUGGGCUCCAUGUUCCACCUGGCGGAGCCCGUGCUCACCAUCGCAGCUGCACUCAGCGUCCAGUCGCCUUUCACCCGCAGCGCCCAGAGCAACCUGGAGUGUGCGGCUGCGCGGCGGCCCCUGGAGAGUGACCAGGGCGACCCCUUCACGCUCUUCAAUGUCUUCAACACCUGGGUGCAGGUGAAAUCUGAACGGGGCGGAAACUCGCGGAAGUGGUGCCGCCGCCAGGGCAUAGAGGAACACCGGCUGUAUGAGAUGGCCAACCUGCGGCGCCAGUUCAAGGAGCUGCUGGAGGACCACGGGCUGCUGCCCGGGACCCAGGCCCCGAAGCCGGGGGACAGCUACAGACGGCUGCAGCAGCGCCGGGAGCGCCGGGCGCUGCACCAGCUGAAGCGGCAGCACGAGGAGGGCGGGGCGCGCAGGCGCAAGGUGCUGCGGCUGCAGGAGGAGCAGGAGGGCGGCUCCAGCGAUGAGGACCGGGGCACAGCCACCCGGGGGGCUGAUGACAACGUGGACAUCCAGGAUGUGAAGUUCAAGCUGCGGCACAACCUGGAGCAGCUGCAGGCCGCCGCCAGUUCGGCCCAAGCGCUGACGCGGGACCAGCUGGCUCUGCUGAAGCUGGUGCUGGGCCGGGGCCUCUACCCACAGCUCGCCGUCCCGGACCCAUUCAACGGGGGCCGCAAAGACUCUGACCAGAUCUUCCACACCCAGGCCAAGCAGGGCACCGUGCUGCACCCCACCUGUGUCUUUGCCAGCAGCCCUGAGGUGCUACACCCGAAGGAGCCGGAGGCCAGGGCCGGGGAAGGGAGCCGAGACGACAGGGACAGGAUGAGCAGCAGGCACCAGCUCCUCACCUUCGUGUCGCUGCUGGAGACCAACAAGCCGUACCUGGUGAACUGUGUCCGCAUCCCCGCCCUCCAGUCUCUCCUGCUGUUCAGUCGGGCCCUGGACACCAAUGGUGACUGCUCCCGUCUGGUGGCUGACGGCUGGCUGGAGCUCCAGCUCGCCGACACUGAAGGCGCUGUCCGGCUCCUGGCGGCUUCCCUGCGUCUCCGGGCCCGCUGGGAAAGUGCCCUGGACCAGCAACUGGCCCAUCAGGCCCGAGGGCGGCGGCAGCGGGAGGAUGAGGAAGACGAGGAGGAGGCUCCCGUCAACCGCCAGGAGGUGGCAGUGCUGAGCAGGGAGCUGCUGCAGUUCAUGGCAUCCAAGGUUCCCUACAGUCUCCGGCGGCUCACGGGGCUGGAAGCUCAGAACCUCUAUGUGGGACCCCAGACCAUCACAACUUCCCCCAGCCUCCCCAGCCUCUUUGGCAGCUCUGCCCUAUUCCCCCACCCCACCAAGGGGGGCUACGCAGUCACGGACUUCCUCACCUAUAACUGCCUCACGAGCGACACCGAUCUGUACAGCGACUGCCUCCGCACCUUCUGGACCUGCCCCCACUGCGGCCUGCACAUGCCCCUCACGCCCUUGGAGCGCAUCGCCCAUGAGAACAGCUGCCCCGAGGCCCCGCAGGACGGCCCUGCUGGGGCCGAGGAAGCCACCCCUGAGCCGCAGCAGAAGAUGUCAGCCCUGCAGAGGCCUUACCGCUGCGAGGCCUGUCAGAAAGACUUCCUGUUCACGCCCACGGAGGUGCUGCGGCACCGGAGGCAGCACGUGUGAGUCCAGCUGUGCUGGGAGCCCUGGGCAGGGCUGUGGACUCCACCUGAACCCGCACCCUGGGCUCAGAGCCACAGUCUGGUUCCCCCCGCGCUCCCCCGUGGGGAGGGGGUGUGGAUAAAGUCUGACACGCUGAGUCGGACCCCCGGCCUGCUCCUGUCCACCCAGAGGGGAGCAGCGGCCUGUUGGCCCUCCCCGUGGUCCCGCUCUCAGGCUGGCCCGGGGGCCCUGGAGCCCUGGGGCAGGUAUGGCCGAGCAGGGACUUCAGACCUGGGGCGGGGCCUUGGCGCCCCUGCCCUCCCCAGUGCAGUCAGGCCUGCACUGGCCCGUCUGCCUGUGUCGCCUCAAGAGUUGGCGAGGAGUGGGUGUCGGUGUCCGCGUGAGACCAUGGGCGGCGCCACGGGACCCACUCCUGCACGGGCACUGGGCCGUUCCUGCUGUGGGGCCCGUGGGUGGUUCCCAGCCGUCCCUCGGGACCUUCGGCGAUGCUGCCCUGUCCCCGAGGAGCCCCCUGCCUUGGCCCAGGGGCACCCCUGCCUUAGAUGCCUCCCCUUCCCCGGCUGUUGGCCACACCCCUCCCCCCCUCCCUACCCGGAUGCAGCGGGGCCAGCGGGGCCUACCCUGCCCUCGCCUGCCUCUGUCCCCACUCAGCUCCCAGGGAGCUCAUACAGUCCCCAGCUCCACGCCCUCCCCCCCACCGCCGCCGCAGCCUCUCCCCUGGCCCUGACCACCGCCCUGAGCCCCAGCUCCCCGCUCCCCGUGGCCAGCUGCCUCUUUGGCAUUGACACUUGUAGCCUCACAGGUGUCUGGGGCGUCACCCAAAGUCCCCAGAGCCCCCAGAGCUGGCUGGGGCCUCCCUGGGGCAGCCCCUUCUCACUCCGGCAGUUUGUAAGUGACACUCCUUUCACUCAGCUGUUUUCCAUUCACACGGUUAUCUCGUGCUCUCUCCCCCCACCGCCCCACCAACCAAGAUGUUUGAGCUUUCCUUUUGGGAGUUUGUGUCCCCCAAAUCGGAGGCCUCUGCCCCAGCUCGGAAAAGUGCGGCUCCAUUCGGCCACUCUCUCCCGCCCGCACGCACUCCUAGCCAGUCCCCUUGGCUCCCCCGUUAACAGAUCCAGAGUCGGACCCCAGGUCUCUGCCACCCCUACCCCCCACUCCCAGGGACCGGGCCAGCUGCCUCCUCACUGGUCUCCCAGGCGGCCGUAGGUCAGGUUGGCAGUGCGUCCUGCCAUCGCACCUGCUGGAACUCCGCUCCAUCACCCGUGUGUGUGGAAAUAGAGUGUUCGCACUUUUUAAAAGCCGGGAUUACACACCCAUGGUUCUGCAACACGCUCUGAGGGUGACUCGGAGAGCUUUCUGAGUCAGCACAGAGUCUGCGCGUUCUGCGAGGCCGCAGAGCGGGCCACCAUGCUGCACGUUUGUUUAACGGGGCUUGUGUGGGCAGACAGGUCUCAGAGAAAGGAAGAAAGAGAAACAUCAUUUGGUUGCGUCCCGUAAGCGCCCCGACCCAGGUUUGAACCUGCAACCCAGAUACGUUCCCUGACCGGAAAUCGAACCCCAAGCCUCUUGGUUAUGGGACGAUGCUCCAGCCAGCUGAGCUACACUGGCCAGGGCCAGACAGUGCAUCUUUUGUUCCUACAAACAAAGCUGGAGGUGGCGUCGCUGGUCAAAGGGAGGGUGCAUUUGUGCAGGUCAUUUGAUAGAUUCCCCCCAAUGUCCUUCCCACAGCCUGCACCUGUCUAUUCCUGUUAUCUCUGUUUCCCAGGUUGCCAGUGACCCGAGCAUCUCUGCAUAUUGUUCUGGGCCCUUCGUGUUUCCUCUUCUGUGCUGGCUCCGUUUUUGACUAUGUGUUUUCCCAGGCAAAUGGCAAAGGCCAUUUUCUUAUUGGUUUGUAAUAGCUCUUU